AUGAAAGCGUAUGCAAUUUGGGUGAUCGAGCUAAGCUAAUCCUUAAGACUAGGAAAGACAUGGACAAGCACCUCGCCGCCGGCCGUGGCGGCGGUAGCCGUGGCCGUGGGAGGAAGCCGGGUUUUUAUCGAGGUGGAAGCUCGUACACGGUCCCGUCGUCCUCUGCACCUUCGUGGAGGCCUCGCCGGUCGGACCACACAGAGCCGGUCACUGGCAGCCAAGCAAUCUCUGAUCCGAGUCCAUCGAUUCCUGAGCAGGAUAUUAAGAGUGAGCAUGAAUUCUUGAUCGGAACUUGCCCCGAUAUGUGCCCAGAGAAGGAGAGGGCCCAACGCGAGCGGCUUAGAGAUUUGUCGGUGUUUGAGAGAUUAAAUGGAAAUCCUGGCAGAACUUCUCCAAGCCUGGCUGUUAAGAAGUUCUGCAGAACCAUGUCUACGCUACAUUUGCAGACAUCUGACAUAAGGCCUCCUUCUGUUCUGCAAAACACAUUGAAGUAUCUGCUGGGUCUACUGGAAUCCACAAGUCACCCUUUUGACGUAGUCCAUGAUUUUAUCUUUGAUAGAACGAGAUCAAUUCGCCAAGAUCUCACCAUGCAGCAAAUCAUAAAUGAGCAAGCUAUUGAUAUGUAUGAGGAAAUAGUUAAGUUCCAUAUUACAUCACAUUGCAAGCUUGCCAGAUAUUCUGGCAAGUCUGAUGAAUCUUCCUUGUAUUACCUGAACAUGGAGCAACUUAUGAAGUGCCUCUUGUCUAUUUUUGACAUGUAUGAUAUGGCUCGUAGAUCAAAAGGUGUAAUUAAGAAUGAAGCUGAGUUCCGUUCUUAUUAUGUUCUUCUACAUCUUGGUUGUAAGAUCCCAACAAUGGGCAAUUCUCUCUCUUCAUGGUUUUGCCGCAUUCCUUUCUCCAUUCUCCAAUCAGAGGAAAUGUGUCUUGCUAGGACCCUACUGAGAUACUACCGGAUGGGUGACUAUAAGCAGUUCAUUAGUACUACAGCAACCAGAGCAUCUCACCUACAGUUGUGCCUUCUAGAACCUUUUCUUAAUGAGGUCCGCGCACAAGCACUAGCAUAUAUUAAUUUAUGCGGAUACAAGGUGAAUCCUUACCCACUGACACACCUUUCUAAACUCCUGAUGAUCCAGGAACAAGAUCUGGAAUCUCUAUGUUCUGCAUGUGGUUUGGAAACAUGCAUAGAUGAAGCAGGUACUAAGCUUUUACCUGCCAAACAAACAAGUUUCUCUCUUCCAAAAUUAGGGUUUCAAAGUUAUGGCCUUCUGAACAGAGAUACAUGUUAGAGGUGGGAAGCUUUAGGCCUGGAGGCAUGUAACAUAUCAUGUCAAGAAACUUAUCACCAAGACGUGUUCAUCGUGCUUCUGGUUUUUAAGCUUUUCUGAAGCUCCACAGGAUUGAAUUGAUUUUCAUGUAUAAAGAUUUACAUAUCUAAAAUUCAUGCAAGCAGUGAUGCUGUUAAAUAUAAGGAAGAACUUAUGGUCUGUUUAUUGGAUUACUUAAGUAUCUGAUGUUGUUAUUUGUGUACAUCCAAUGUAAAUGUUGUGUAAUUCUAAGCGUCAGUUAGAAUUACAGGCAUUGAAUUCAAUUGUAAGGCUGUUUUGUAGAAUAAGGAUACCUUUUUAUGAAACGAGUUUGAGAAGUUCAAUAUUUAAAGUUUU
Molecule: messenger RNA, 1661 nt
Organism: Dioscorea cayenensis subsp. rotundata (Guinea yam)
Lineage: Eukaryota; Viridiplantae; Streptophyta; Magnoliopsida; Dioscoreales; Dioscoreaceae
Product: SAC3 family protein C
Exons: 9
Coding region: 60-1286 (408 amino acids)
Biological process (GO): mRNA export from nucleus
Cellular component (GO): cytoplasm; nucleus; transcription export complex 2
Source: RefSeq, a predicted model, not a curated record